CUCAGAUCCAAUCACAAUCAUGAGGCGAUCAUCUCCAUUGAUCGCAAAUUGGAUGGAGCGGUUAGUCAAAUUCGUGAGGAAGUGGGAGUGCAGAUCAGGAAGCAAUUACAAGGGUUUAUAGUGAUGUUUGCUCGUUAACACUCGGUAAGUCUAUCCCCCGAUUUUCCUCAUAGAGAAAGAGUAGAACCAAUUCUUCCCACUCACAAGAUGAGUUAGAGGAGGCUAGAUACAUCUGAAAUGGGGGAGGAACCGAUGGGAAUGGGAGAAAAUGUAAAAGGAAGAAGGCAGGGAAUAAUUGGGGGUCAAGGCCACACGGGAAUUCCUAUGCCCAAAUUGGAUAAUCCCAUGUUUGACGGUAACACCCCUAGAUGGUGGAUUAGAAGGUGUGAAAGAGCCUUUGAAUGGUAUGGGGUACCGGAGCAACAAAGGGUGGCUUUAGCUGCAGCUUACCUCAAUGAUGCCGGGGAUGAUUGGUAUCAAGGAUGGGCUAAAGUGAAAGAGGAGUGCCAUUGGGCUAAGUUCGUGGAGGAAUUAUGUGAGAGGUUCGGAGAAAGAGGGAUGACUGAUGUAGUAGAAGAAUUCAACAAGAUUCGACAAGGGGGGAUCAGUGGCAGAUUAUUAGAGGAGGUUUGAGUGAGGAGUUAAAGGCAUUGAUGCUCAACCACUAUCCUUACCUCAUAGAGGCUUAUUUUGUCUCGAGCUUUAUAAGUGGAUUGAGUGAAGAAUUAAGACCUAUGGUGAAGGUCUUACAACCAAAGACCCUCAAGCAUGCCAUUGACGGUGCAAGGUUACAUGAGCUGAUAGUGGAAGCACUUAUGAAGAAGCAGAGGCUGAUGAAUAGGGGAGGAACACACAAUGUGUUGACCCUCAUUGGAAAGAAUCAAGGAAGGGAGGCUUUCAGGGGAGUGCAAGAGAUGAAGAGCUUACCCUUUCUGGGCUCUAAAUUACAAGGGGAUAGGCUGAUGGAGGAAAGGAGGCAGGCUAACCUUUGCUUCAAAUGUGGGGAUAGGUAUUUCCCCGAGCAUCAAUGCAAGAAGCAACUGCUUCUAGUGGAAGGCGAAGAGGAGAAUGUGGAAGAAGAGGAAGUAAUGGAAAUACCUGACAAAGGAGAGAAAGAUAAUGGUGAGAUUUCAUUGCAUGCUUUGAGGGGAUUGGCCAAUAAUAAGAUCAUUAAGGUGGAAGGGAGAGUGGGAGAAUACAAGUUAAUAAUUCUCAUAGACAGUGGGAGUACCCACAAUUUAUUGGAUGAAGGAACUGCUAAAAGGUUGAAGUGUCCCCUAAUCAGUACACAACCUCUCACAGUGAUUGUAGCAAACAGGAGUAAAGUGGUGAGUAGAUCAGCCUGUGCGGGUUUCUGUUGGGCAAUGCAAGGAGAGAAUUUCGAGAUUGACCUCAGACUGCUCAAAUUGGGGGGAUGUGAAGUGGUUUUAGGUGUGGAUUGGAUGAAGCAUAUGAGUCCCAUAUGCUUUGAUUUCAAUAGGAUGGAGGUGACGUUUGAAAAAGAGGGAAGAAGAAUGACAUUAGUGGGCAGCAAAGAAGUGGGAAUGUGUAAGUUGAUUACAGGAAAAAGGCUGCAGAGGGAUACUCAAGCAAAAAAUGAGCAAUGUGGCUCAGCUCUUCUCUAUCCAAGCACUCGAAGAAGAAGAGGGGAAACCAGAAGCAAAGAGUGAGCUGAUGCUGGUUGUCAGCAGUCCAUCCCAACAGACAUGGGAGGUAAACCAACUUGACUUAAUUUACUUUUGGUUGAAUAUAAGGAUCUAUUUAAAGAGCCUAAAACCUUACCUCCACCCCGAACCCACGACCACUCCAUCAUCCUAAAACCUUAAUCGGAACCCUAUAAUACCCGAGCCUAUCAUGACCCCCCAGCAUAGAAAACAUAAAUAGAGAAUGGUCAAAGAAAUGUUGCAACACUCUCUCAUUCAGCCCAACCAUAGCCCCUUUGCAUCCCCUGUGCUAUUAGUAAAAAAGAAAGACUAUUCAUGGCGCUUCUGUGUGGAUUACCAUCAAUUGAAUGCCAUGACUGUCAAAGAUAAAUUUCCCAUUCCCCUCAUUGAAGAUCUCCUAGAUGAACUGAGGGAUGCCACCAUUUUUUCUAAACUGGAUCUUAGGGCAGGCUAUCACCAAAUUAGAAUGAACCCACAAGACAUCCCUAAAACAACAUUUCGAACCCACCAAGGCCAUUACGAAUUCUUAGUAAUACCCUUUGGCUGUACCAACGCCUUAGCUACCUUCCAAUCUUUAAUGAACUAGAUAUUUGAAUCGCACCUAAGGAGCUUUAUCCUUGUAUUCUUCAAUGACA
Messenger RNA from Diospyros lotus (date-plum), 2299 nucleotides. RefSeq lists its product as uncharacterized. The record is from RefSeq and is a predicted model, not a curated record. The coding region runs from base 654 to 1670 and encodes 338 amino acids. NCBI's taxonomy places the organism in Eukaryota, Viridiplantae, Streptophyta, Magnoliopsida, Ericales, Ebenaceae. The transcript is spliced from 2 exons.